Molecule: messenger RNA, 1614 nt
Organism: Pseudomassariella vexata
Lineage: Eukaryota; Fungi; Ascomycota; Sordariomycetes; Amphisphaeriales; Pseudomassariaceae
Product: 2-dehydropantoate 2-reductase
Exons: 1
Coding region: 135-1115 (326 amino acids)
Biological process (GO): pantothenate biosynthetic process
Cellular component (GO): cytoplasm
Molecular function (GO): 2-dehydropantoate 2-reductase activity
Source: RefSeq, a predicted model, not a curated record
UACUUAAUGGCUUACCCUAGGGGAUUCCUUAGUGGGAGUUACCGAGGGGUUGCGAAUAUCGGAAGCUUAUUUCGAGCUCACCUGCGGGAGUGAGACCAUUGUAUUUCUCUUAUUUUUCUGCCACAGAUGUUACGAUGGCGCCCAGAAUUCUGGUUUUUGGCACCGGCAGCGUUGGCGCAGUGUACGCCUGGGUGCUCUCACAGACCAUCCCAGCAACUAGCAUAACCACGAUAUGCCGCUCGAACUAUGACCAAGCAAGUAAAGACGGCUUCGCGAUAGACUCGACAAUCUGGGGCAACAAUCUCAAAUUCAAGCCUGUGGUAGCGCGGACCGUCGCCGAAGCUGCGGAGAAAUCAGACCAACCAUUUGACCAUGUCCUCGUGUGCUCCAAAGCUCUCAACACAACGCCGUCAACCGCUGAGCUCAUCAAACCGGCUAUCUCGGAAACCACCGCAAUCGUGUUGAUCCAAAAUGGAAUAGGUAUCGAAGACGAGUAUGCUAGGGUCUAUCCCAACAACCCUCUCAUAAGCACCCUUACCUACCUCCCCGUCACCCAAGUCAGCCCUGCUGUUAUACAGCAUCGGGAGGUCGAAUUGCUUCACGCGGGAACGUACCCGGCCGAUGCUCCAUCUCCAAGCAAAGACGCAGCGAAGAAGUUUGUGGACCUCCUUACAGCCGCCGGCGCCACGGCAGUCCUCCACGACGACGUCCAGGAGGAGCGCUGGGCAAAGCUACUGGUCAACGUGGCGUGGAAUCCCGUGUGUGCCCUGACGCGGUGUCGGGACCGAGCCUUCAUCAACACCAAUAAUAAAGUACUACCAUUCAUCAAGGACGUCAUGAUGGAGGUGUGCUCUGUUGCGCAGGCGUAUGGUUACGACAAUGUGAAUGAGCAACUUGCGCAUCAUCACAUUGGGCGGGCGUAUAGAAGGGAUCUUCCGGGUGUGCAGCCGUCCAUGAUGGCGGAUACGCUUGCGGGGAGAGAAAUGGAAGUUGACGCUAUCAUCGGGAAUGUGGUGAAGCGGGCAAGAGCAAAGGGGGUGGCUGUGCCGUUGCUGAGGACUAUAUAUCUUCUUGUGAAUGGUCUCAAUGCUAGCUUUGCAGUUGGAAAUCCAUGACACGAUGUCAACUCCAGAGAUGUAGUUCAGUUCCGAGACGGGGCCGGAGACAAUCACUUGAGCAUCGUGCGAAGGUCAUUUUGCCGUAGAGAACAUCAUUGGUCAAAAGACUACCCUGAGGAGUGAUGAGACUUGUCGGUCCGGCAAUGGCGUCACGGGCUCACGGCGGUUUUGGUUACAGAAGAUCGGCUCCAGAGUCUUAGAGUAGUUCAGAAUGGUGGGAACUUAGGAGUAUCGAUUCCAGCAUAACGCAGUUGCCAUUAAUGAAUUAAUGCCAUUCCUUAAGUGACCAUACUUGGCAGGCAAUUGAGCGCUCCGAUGCGACAAGAUAAUUCAUCCCGGUACACAAGUGCACAGGUUUCGUAUUCUGAGUUGAGUUACACAAAAGUUCGAAUGCCCACCAGAUAUAAUCCUGUCAUCAAAGACCAAAUUUUGCCCUCUCUAUCAUAUCGCUGCAGCUUAUACCAAUCAAGAUACCUUUCCAGCUAGUGGCUUCGGU